Penicillium pulvis is the source of this 2194-nucleotide messenger RNA. RefSeq lists its product as uncharacterized. Bases 206 to 2194 code for a protein of 662 amino acids. Lineage: Eukaryota; Fungi; Ascomycota; Eurotiomycetes; Eurotiales; Aspergillaceae. The record is from RefSeq and is a predicted model, not a curated record. The transcript has 5 exons.
CAAAAGGGAGAAUUGUUGUGAGUCGGCGCCAGGGGUGGCUUACCUAAUCUCUCAUGUCACGCCUAUUGCUUCAUGCGCAGUGAAUCUGAUCUUCUUUUUGUCCUUCGACUGAAUCCAUCUUCAUUUCUUUUUUCUUACUCCCUCCCUUUCCUUCCCAUCUCGCCCAGUCCUCCACUCACGCGCAUCUGUCAAUUUUUCCCACCCCAUGGCUUCUCCCCGUCCUCACAAUUUCGGUCCCCAAGGCUACCCUCUCGCGAACGGUGCGCCCCAGGCGGGUCCGCCACCUGGAGCUACGCCGCUUCUCCCUAACAAUGGACGAGUGAUUCAGAACGGGCCCACCCGGAUUCUGUGCAUUGCAGAUGUUCGAGGAAAUCUGAAGUCUCUGAAUGAGCUGGCCAAACAGGCCCGCGCUGACCAUAUCAUUCACACUGGUGACUUUGGGUUCUACGACGAUACUUCAUUGGAGCGCAUUGCGGAUAAAACCCUCAAACAUGUCGCCCAAUACUCCCCUCUCUUGCCAGAAGGCGUAAAGCGGACGAUCGCACAGGUCCCCCCUCAGCAGUCUAUUAAGCAGCGUUUCACUCCGGACCAGCUACCCCUCUCCGAGCUGUCUAUGCUCCUUGACAAGCGCAUUACUCUCGAUGUCCCAGUUUACACAGUGUGGGGUGCCUGUGAAGAUGUUCGUGUUCUGGAGAAGUUCCGAUCGGGCGAAUAUAAGGUUGAUAAGCUGCACAUUAUUGACGAGGCCAACUCGAGACUGCUGGACAUUGGCGGUGUGAAGCUCCGUUUGCUUGGACUGGGUGGUGCGGUGGUCAUGCACAAGCUCUUUGAUAACGGCGAAGGCAAGACAACCAUUGCUGGUGGACAAGGCACUAUGUGGACUACAUUGCUACAGAUGGGUGAACUGAUUGACACCGCCAACCGUGUCUACGACCCAUCCGAGACCCGUGUCUUUGUCACCCAUGCUUCGCCCGCUCGGGAGGGCAUGUUGAACCAGCUUUCCGUUACACUCAAGGCCGACUUUUCAAUUUCCGCCGGUCUUCACUUCCGCUAUGGAUCCUCCUACAACGAGUUCUCGGUCAACCCUUCGUUGGAUCACUACCGUGGCAAGCUCGCUGCUUCCAAGGCGUCUUUCAAUGAUGUCUGGGAGACUGUUCGGAGUGAGGUCGAGUCUGCCAUUUCCUCCAACGAUGCUCAGAAGACCCUGCUGGAGAAUGCCUUGGACGUGGUCAACAAGAUGCCCUCCAUUGCUAACGGUGGCAACCCGUUCGGUGGCCCCGUUGCUGCCGGCAAUGCUGCAGGCCAGGUGGAUGAAAGCGCAUUCAAGAACAUGUGGAACUUCAAUCUUGCAGAUGCUGCAUUCGGAUACCUCGUUUUGGAGAUCGAAGGAGGACGGAUUGCGACCGAGAUGCGGGCCCAGGGCUUCAACUUUGCUCACCGCAGUGGCAAGCCUGCCGUUGGUGGCGCUCCCCAGGCCGUCUCUGGUGGCUUGCCUGUUACCACGGCGUCUCCUGCCCCUACUGGAGCUGGACGCCCCGUCGUGACCCCCCAGUUUGGCCAGGUUCCUCCUACUCGUGCUCCCGUCCCCGGCCAGCAAGCUCAGGCCAAGGGCCAGUCUGCUCGCGCAUCCCCCGCCCCAGUUAUUCCCAAGGCCCCGAGCCCCCAGCAACCAGCUGCCGCUUCGGGCCAACCUGCUAGCGAGGAGAAGGCUGCCGCCGAUACCAAUGGCGCAUCCCAGACCGAGAAGACUGCCGAUUCCCCCCUGCGUGAUGUCCUCUCCGAGGAGGAUGCCGCCAAGGUGGAGAAGAUCGAGAAGUACGGAAAGUUUAACCACAUUGUGACCUUCCCCACAGUGGAUGAUGCCAAGACUGUGCUCGACCACCAGUCUGCUGAGAACAAGAAGCCCGCCGCUGCCGGUGCCACUCGCAAGACUUUCAAGUUCUUCGAGCAGCGCGGUGGGCGUGGACAGGGUAACGCCGGUACAUGGCAGAGCAGCAGCCGGGGUGGUGCCAACACCGGUCCCCGGGGUUACACCAGUGCCAGUGACAGUGAAGGUGCUCGCCGGGGUGGAUUCGGAGGUCGGGGUCGUGGCCGUGGCGGCCGUGGAGGCCGAGGUGGCUUCAAGGGCUCAAACGACUCUCCUGCCCCCUCCACUCCUUCCAGUGACAAGCCCGCCCCCUCUGGAGAUGCUUGA